This is a messenger RNA of Pantherophis guttatus, 969 nucleotides long. The record is from RefSeq and is a predicted model, not a curated record. NCBI's taxonomy places the organism in Eukaryota, Metazoa, Chordata, Lepidosauria, Squamata, Colubridae.
AUGGUUCCUAUGAUUAUGCCUGGAAUAAAAGCUUUUGCAGGAAUUCUCAUAGGAUAUUUUAUCUUUGAUGCUAUUAUGGCUGCUCCUACAAUGAGUUCUGUAACUUAUGUUUCCGAAACACAUGAAGUAGCUUUUGAAGAUCUGGAUAAUUUACAGGGCCAUGAUGAAGAACUUUACAUUGACCAAGCACAGGCAGAGAUUGGAGCAGCCUUACCUUCCAUAAUACAAGCAAUUUAUUUAUCUUCUCCAUUGCCAGAAGAACAUGAAGAAGAAGCAUCCACAUUCAAACUUAUUGAUGGUUCUUCACAUCAUGAACCAGAAGUUUCCAAGUCACAUUAUGCUGUUUCAACUUGUUUUCUCUGUACCUGUCUGGGUACCUCAAUAUACUGUGAUGAUCGUGAACUAGAAAUUAUUCCACCCUUGCUUAAGCAAACCACUCAUUUCUAUGCUCGCUACAAUAGAAUAAAGAAGAUAAGGAGAAAUGUUUUUGCUCACCUAAGCAACCUGAAAAAAAUUGAUUUGACUUCUAAUUUCAUCUCAGAAGUGGAUGAAGAUGCCUUUAGAAAUUUACUACAACUUCAGGAGCUGAUACUUAGAGAUAAUAAAAUAAGUCAACUUACAGAAUUACCAGCAACACUUACAUUCAUUGAUAUCAGCAAUAACAGGCUUGGUCGCAAAGGGAUAAAGCCAGAAGCAUUUAAAGAUAUGAUUGACUUGCACCAUCUUUAUAUCACUAGUAAUAAUUUGGAUCACAUCCCAGUUCCACUCCCUGAAAGUCUCCAAUCUCUUCAUCUGCAGAAUAACAAUAUUCUGGAGAUGCAUGAAGAUACUUUCUGCAACAUAAGUGAAAAUACUUAUAUUCGUAAACUUCUUGAAGACAUUAGAUUAGAUGGCAAUCCCAUCAACCUGAGCAAAACUCCAUAUGCCUAUACAUGCCCUCCCUGUUUGCCUGUUGGAAGCUACUCCUAA